Molecule: messenger RNA, 1628 nt
Organism: Hemiscyllium ocellatum (epaulette shark)
Lineage: Eukaryota; Metazoa; Chordata; Chondrichthyes; Orectolobiformes; Hemiscylliidae
Gene: tubb6
Product: tubulin, beta 6 class V
Exons: 4
Coding region: 286-1419 (377 amino acids)
Biological process (GO): mitotic cell cycle; microtubule cytoskeleton organization
Cellular component (GO): cytoplasm; microtubule
Molecular function (GO): structural constituent of cytoskeleton; GTP binding; GTPase activity
Source: RefSeq, a predicted model, not a curated record
CUGGCACCUACCAGGGAAAUGGCGGCUUACAACUGGAGAGAAUAAAUGUCUACUACAAUGAAGCGGCAGAAAACCUCUGCAUUUUCUUUUUGCAAAGAAAAAGAAAGAAAGACUUGCGUCUAUACAGCGCUUUCACGCCAUCAGAACAUCCGAAAGCGCUGUACAACCAAUGAAGUAAUGCUGAUGGUUUGCGGGGGAAAAGCGAAGUAAAAUGUUCCGGGACUGCCUGUACCCGGUAGCAAGUAUGUACCCCGUGCCAUUCUGGUGGACUUGGAGCCGGGCACCAUGGACUCUGUCAGAUCGGGGCCCUUUGGUCAGAUUUUUCGACCUGACAACUUUGUAUUUGGCCAGAGCGGUGCAGGGAACAACUGGGCAAAAGGCCACUACACAGAAGGAGCUGAACUGGUUGAUUCCGUGCUGGACGUGAUCCGUAAGGAAGCUGAGGGCUGUGACUGUCUGCAGGGUUUCCAGCUCACCCACUCGUUGGGAGGGGGCACUGGCUCGGGCAUGGGUACCCUCCUCAUCAGCAAGAUCAGAGAGGAGUACCCCGACCGGAUCAUGAACACCUUCAGUGUCGUGCCGUCGCCCAAGGUGUCUGACACCGUGGUCGAACCAUACAACGCCACACUGUCCGUGCACCAGCUGGUCGAGAACACGGACGAAACCUACUCCAUUGACAAUGAAGCGCUGUACGACAUCUGCUUCCGCACCCUGAAGCUCACCACCCCGACCUACGGUGAUCUCAACCACUUGGUGUCGGCCACCAUGAGUGGGGUGACGACCUGCCUGCGGUUCCCCGGCCAACUCAACGUGGACCUCCGCAAGCUGGCGGUCAACAUGGUGCCCUUCCCGCGCCUGCACUUCUUCAUGCCGGGCUUCGCCCCCCUGACCAGCCGUGGCUGCCAGCAGUACCGUGCCCUCACCGUGCCCGAGCUCACCCAGCAGAUGUUCGACGCCAAGAACAUGAUGGCGGCCUGCGACCCGCGCCACGGCCGCUACCUGACGGUGGCCGCCAUCUUCCGCGGCAAGAUGUCCAUGAAGGAGGUGGACGAGCAGAUGCUGAACAUCCAGAACAAGAACAGCAGCUACUUCGUGGAGUGGAUCCCCAACAACGUGAAGACGGCUGUGUGCGACAUCCCGCCCCGGGGCCUCAAGAUGUCCGCCACCUUCAUCGGGAACAGCACCGCCAUCCAGGAGCUCUUCAAGCGGAUCUCUGAGCAGUUCACCGCCAUGUUCCGCCGCAAGGCCUUCCUGCACUGGUACACGGGCGAAGGUAUGGAUGAAAUGGAGUUUACCGAGGCAGAGAGCAAUAUGAAUGAUCUGGUCUCCGAGUACCAACAGUAUCAGGACGCCACUGCUGAUGAACAGGGUGAAUUUGAAGAGGAGGAGGAGGAGGAGGAGGGUGCAGUUGAUGCCUAAUGUCCUUGUCAUCUCCCCCCCCACCAUCCUCUCCUCCUCGAGAGCUGGCAGUGUCGUUGUUCUGUUCUUCCUUACGAAACAAAUUGUGGGUUUUAAUUUGUAAAUCUCGACCCUCUGUCCCAUGUAGCGUUUUAGUGUCAAGUGACGCUGUGGCAACCAUGAUUGUAAAUAGUGUCCCAUUCCUGUGAUGCAGACGCUUUACAUUUUCC